Messenger RNA from Nerophis ophidion (straightnose pipefish), 2887 nucleotides. RefSeq names its product zinc finger protein OZF-like. The record is from RefSeq and is a predicted model, not a curated record. Gene Ontology annotation, molecular function: DNA-binding transcription factor activity; RNA polymerase II cis-regulatory region sequence-specific DNA binding. The transcript is spliced from 6 exons. Gene Ontology annotation, biological process: regulation of transcription by RNA polymerase II. NCBI's taxonomy places the organism in Eukaryota, Metazoa, Chordata, Actinopteri, Syngnathiformes, Syngnathidae. Bases 210 to 1547 code for a protein of 445 amino acids.
GCGCAUGCGCAAUCACAUCGAAAGCAGAAAGUCCAAGAUGGCGGACUGAGCGACGUGGCUCUCCGGAGAAGUUUCACAUUUACGAUCUUAUAGAUUCAAAAAUAGCAUCAAAUACCUCAACUAUUCGCCUUUUCUUAAGCCCAGGAAACGGACUUUGAGGUGGAGCGACGGCGUGUCAGCUGAAGUGAAGAUUGAAGACGUGAUAGAAGAUGGACGACUACUGCUAUGCUAAGAUGGUGACGUCAUGUCAAAGAGAAAGUGAAAGAGAAUCAGCGCCACCAACGGAGAACAAUCUGAAAAGCCAAGAUGAAGACGUCCAGCAGCUGAUUGGUCGUCCAGAAGAACUUCCCCCUCAGUUAGUAGAGAGUUUCACUUUGAAGCAGGAGACUCCACAACCACCCUGCAUUAAAAAGGAAGAAGAAGAACUCUGCAUCACUAAGGAGGGAGAGUGUCUUCUAGGACCACGGGAAGCUGGUCUCACCAGGUUCCCACUGACUGUUGUCUUUGUGAAGACUGAAGAUGAUGAAGAGAAACCUCAAGUAGACAACCUCUUAGCUCCACUUUCAGAUAGUGAGGCUGAAGACGAGGCUGAAGAACCUUUGAGCAUCAAAACCAACUCUGAAGACGUCCAGCAGCUGAUGGGUCAUCCAGAAGAAGUUUCCCCUCAGUCAGGUGGGAGCUCCACUUUGAAGCAGGAGACUCCACAACCACCCUGCAUUAAAAAGGAAGAGGAGGAACUCUGCAUCACUCAGGAGGGAGAGUGUCUUCUAGGACGAGAGGAAGCUGAUUACACCAAGUUUCCACUGACUGUUGUCUCUGUGAAGACUGAAGAUGAUGAAGAGAAACCACAAGUAGACAACCUCUUAGCUCCACUAUCAGAUAGUGAGGCUGAAGACGAGGUUGAAGAACCUUUGAGCAGCGAUACAGACUGUGAAGGUGAAGAGAAACCACAAGAAGACAACCUCUUAGCUCCACUAUCAGAAAGCGAUUCUGAAGACGGGUUUGAGGAACCGUUGAGCGGCGAUCCAGACUGGGAAGGUGACAUAAGGACUCACACUAACAACAAACGGCCUGAAUGCGCUGACAAAAAGAGAGCACUUCACCAUGGGGAAGGACUUAUUCAUUUGCCUUCACCAGCACCUGCGUUAAACAUGCAGAGAGUUACACAAGGAACGGCAGUCCCUCCUCGACUCCCUCCACCCCCCGCACCAGCCCUCAACAUGUGGCAGACAGAGGAGCCUGGAUCCCGCCUGGCCUACAGGCCGACAUGGCGAGGGGGAAGGAUGGCCGACAACAUUUCCUGCUCAGCGGCUGAGGUCCAGAUCCUUAGCCUGCUGGAAACGAUUAAACACACCCAAGACCAGCUGAUGGCGAAGGUCAACUUCUUGACCAGCAGGUUGACCAGUACCCCGGGGCCAGAAUUUGAAAUGCCGGCCAACAUCCAGUUUCCAAUGGACGAGUUGGAGGCAGUGGAGGCCUUUGAGGAAUUUUUGAAGGAACCAUCGAAUGACCCAGCUCGACAAAGAGUGGUGAGGUUUCUUACUUAAUAUGAAUUGAUUGUCCAUGAUUAUGCAAAUAUUCUAUUGAAUCAGUGGUAAGAUUAUGUAAGUGAGCCACAAUCUACCUGGUUUGACAUCCUGUGUAAAGGUAGCAUAGGUCCAUGAGCCAAGAGAACAGGUUCUGUUUUUCUACAUUUCUGAACGCUUUCAACAGGAACAAAAACAUUUUAAAUGCAACUUAAGCUUAAAGGGGAACAUUAUCAGCAGACCUAUGUAAGCAUCAAUAUAUACCUUGAUGGUGCAGAAAAAAGACCAAGUAUUUUUUUAACCGAUUUCCAAACUCUAAAUGGGUGAAUUUUGGCGAAUUAAACGCCUUUCUGUUUAUCGCUCUGGAGGGGAUGGCGUCAGAAUGUGACGUCGCCGAGGUAACACACCCACCAUUUUCAUUUUCAACACAUUACAAACACCGGGUCUCAGCUCUGUUAUUUUCCGUUUUUUCGACUAUUUUUUGGAACCUUGGAGACAUCAUGCCUCGUCGGUGUGUUGUCGGAGGGUGUAACAACACUAACAGGGAGGGAUUCAAGUUGCACCACUGGCCCCAAGAUGCCAAAGUGUCUGCCGCCAGUCCCCCAUUGAAUGUACCAAAGUGUUUCCACAUUUGACCGGCGAUGCUAAGACAGACAUGGCACAGAGAUGUAUGGAUAACCCAUCCAUCCAUCCAUCAUCUUCCGCUUAUCCGAGGUCGGGUCGCGGGGGCAGCAGCCUAAGCAGGGAAGCCCAGACUUCCCUAUCUCCAGCCACUUCGUCUAGCUCUUCCCGGGGGAUCCCGAGGCGUUCCCAGGCCAGCCGGGAGACAUAGUCUUCCCAACGUGUCCUGGGUCUUCCCCGUGGCCUCCUACCAGCUGGACGUGCCCUAAACACAUCCCUAGGGAGGCGUUCGGGUGGCAUCCUGACCAGAUGCCCGAACCACUUCAUCUGGCUCCUCUCGAUGUGGAGGAGCAGCGGCUUUACGUUGAGUUCCUCCCGAAUGGCAGAGCUUCUCACCCUAUCUCUAAGGGAGAGACCCACCACACUGCGGAGGAAACUCAUUACCUUAUAAAAUUCAAAGUUCAGACGCAUGUUCGUCAAACUAAUAAUAAUAAUAACUGCUAUAGCAGCCGCAACAUUAAUACGGCCACAACGACGACUCUUGCUGACCUACUGCCCUCGGUAAUGGCACCGUUCCCAAAGUAUGUGGGCUCUAUUGAUAACCUCACUAACAACUUUAACAACGCCCUGCGCGAAACCAUUGAUAACAUAGCACCGCUAAAGUUAAAAAAGGCUCCAAAAAGGCGUACGCCAUGGUUUACUGAAGAAACUAGAGCUCAGAAAUUAUUAUGUAGAAAGCU